GCCCGUUUUCUGUACCUGUGGGUUUGUUGUUAUGGUGGAAAGGUGACCAGAGUGUCCGGUGUUAUAUGCUCGGUUCCUGCCAAAGAAAAUGGCUAGUAUGGAAGUAGAUGAAGAUGUUGCAGCAGAGGCCACCUCCUCAUCCCAGUCUGUUGCAGUGGAGAGUUCGAGUCAGGCUGCAGGCAAUACCUCAAAUUUUACAGCCCCAACCUCUCCAGCACCACCUGCACAGCCUGCUACAGGUGGUGGAAGUGGUAGUGCCCUCAGUGAUGUUAGCCCAGGAAAUUCUGUAAUGGCAUCCGCUGGGACCGUAGGUAGUGUGUCGGUCUCUCUUCACCCUCUGGUCAUAUUGAAUAUAUCAGAACAUUGGACUCGUCAACGUGCUCAGGAGGUUACCAGUGAAGUGCAAGUGCUUGGAGCCUUGAUUGGAAAACAAACCGGUCGUCACGUAGAGAUAAUGAAUUCCUUUGAGCUGAGCUAUGACAUGCUGGACGGAAACAUCAUCAUCAACCGUGAAUAUUAUACUCUAAAAGAGGAGCAGUGUAAGUCGUUCUAGUGACCUGUUAUGGUC
Molecule: messenger RNA, 568 nt
Organism: Penaeus vannamei (Pacific white shrimp)
Lineage: Eukaryota; Metazoa; Arthropoda; Malacostraca; Decapoda; Penaeidae
Source: RefSeq, a predicted model, not a curated record